GGCAUUUGUGAGAACAUAAAACGAAAAAAAAAGUUUGGUCGCUUUAGGCUACAUAAUGCAUUACAGUAGUAUUUUUACUUUAAUCAUACAUUUUGUAGUCGUUUUCCAUCCAUGGUUUUAGUAGAUGAAACAUCUCAUUAAUGGGAAAAUCAUUUAAAAUAAAGCUAUGGUCUAGUCUUGAUAGUUCCGUAAAAGCCCUACACUUUUAACAGUUCCGGAAGGCACCACCACCGUAGCAACAUUAACGUUACUUACCAGUGCAGACUGACAACUGAUGAUACGCCUUUUGUCAAUCUUAACUCAGAGACCACCGAUUUCAAGAAAAUGAUUCCAGAGUUGUCCAACCCCUCAGUGUGCAUGAGGGACCCUCAGAGGGUACAGGAGAUCCUACAGUCCAUGGUGAAGGCUGGCUCCAACACCGUGCAGGUGAUCUCAGAUUUUGACAUGACCCUGACAAGAUUUGCAUACAAUGGCAAACGGUGCCCUACUUGUCACAAUAUCCUUGACAACAGCAAACUCAUCACUGAAGACUGCAAAAAAGAGUUGAAGGACCUGCUCAACACAUACUAUCCUAUAGAGAUUGACUCUUCACGGUCAAUAGAUGAAAAGCUGCCCCUUAUGGUGGAGUGGUGGACUAAAGCUCACGAACUGCUGGUACAGCAGAAGAUUAGGAAAGACCUACUGGCUACUGUGGUGAGGGAGUCUGAAGCCAAGCUGAGGGAGGGCUACCAGCUUCUCUUUGACCACCUGCAUGAACACAGCAUCCCUCUGCUCAUCUUCUCUGCUGGAAUUGGAGACAUUCUCGAAGAGGUUAUUCGCCAAGCCGGAGUCUUCCAUUCCAACGUCAAAGUCUUCUCCAACUACAUGGACUUUGAUGACUCUGGAGUGUUGAGGGCUUUCAAGGGAGAGCUUAUUCACAUCUACAAUAAAAGGGAAGGCGCACUGCUCAACACCGGCCAUUUCCAGGAGCUGCGGACGCGACCUAACGUGCUACUGCUGGGAGACUCUCUGGGAGAUCUAACCAUGGCUGAUGGAGUACAGGACAUGGAAAACAUCCUGAAGAUUGGGUUCCUCAAUGACAAGGUUGAGGAGAGGAAGCAGUCUUACUUGGACUCGUAUGACAUUGUGUUGGUAAAAGAUGAGACCUUGGAAGUUCCUAAUGCUAUAAUGCUCUACCUUACUGGCAAUAAGUGAGCUGAGAAUCGACACCCCUGGCCGUUUGGUAUUGAACUCUCCGGUGCCAUCAGCUGAGGAGGCCCCUGCUCACACAGUGCCAUUUGAAGGCCUACUGACAGCCAACCAACAAUGUUUCAUGAUCAUUUGUUAUUUUACAAAACUUUUCACAGGUCCAGUUGACAGCCGCAGCUCAUGCACACCACGUCCCCUUUUGUAUUUUUUUUGUAUUGUCCCUUGGCCUUCCAUUCAUGUUUAUACUGUAUGUGAAGGAAGCCAUAUUUGCACCGUCUAACCUCUUGUGCAGCAUGUAAAAGGUAUGUGUGGUUAUGGGUGUUUAUUUGUUGGUUUUGGGAAGAAAUAAGACGGUUUAAGUCUUCAUAUAGGAUGUAAUGAUAAAGGGAAAGGAAAACGCACAAUAUAAAUGGCAGCACGUGACCUUGCACCUGAUGCGAAACUGAUUUCCAGCCUCUUACAAUAAAGCUAAUUUACAGCUAAUUCUAACCAGAAAUCUAAUGUUUUAAAAAAAUGUUUAACAAAUGUUACUGUGUUCAAACACUGUUGUUUUUCUCGUGUAACAUCACAGUGCUAUCAAGUGCUAAUUUAUGAUAACUACACCUGACUUUUAAGAGUAAAAUAAAUUGGUAAAUAGAAUUAAAAAUACAUAGCUCCAUUUUGUUAAGUAUGGAAGAGGUCACAUUAAUUGCAAAAACUAAAUGCUACCUCAGAAGUGUCACAGAAUUUAAAAGAAAUACAAAAUAACAGGGUUUUUACAAUGUUGUUAGUAUUUGACAUGCUUUUAACUUAAGUCAUUUUAACUGUGGAGUCAAAAUACUGUUUCUGUAAUGGAACAAACAAGGUUCAUCAAACUUAAUAACUGGAGCUCAAUAACAUUUUUCAAGAAUAAACAGUUCUGUUGUAAAUUGUGGACAAUCUGCACUGUGUUCCACAAUCUGUCAGCAAUUUUUCUACAUCUUCAUUGUCAUUACCUCUUUAUAUGUUCCAACUUGUCUGAAAUAAAAUGUGUUUACAUGUC
Centropristis striata (black sea bass) is the source of this 2209-nucleotide messenger RNA. Its product is annotated as cytosolic 5'-nucleotidase 3-like. Gene Ontology annotation, cellular component: cytoplasm. NCBI's taxonomy places the organism in Eukaryota, Metazoa, Chordata, Actinopteri, Perciformes, Serranidae. The transcript has 9 exons. The record is from RefSeq and is a predicted model, not a curated record. The coding region runs from base 325 to 1194 and encodes 289 amino acids. Gene Ontology annotation, molecular function: 5'-nucleotidase activity; magnesium ion binding.